AUGGCUUCUAGAGUUGCACAUUCCACAUUCCUUUUCUUGGGACCCCAGAAAAGGCCGGCCGAGGGAAACAGAAUUUCGCCCCAGAAUUUUACUUGUCCAGGGAGAUAUCUUUUGAAGUUGGAAAAUCGACCCCACAAAAGAAGUGAACAAAAAAAUUGUCUUGUAUACUCGAGAAAGAAGAAAAUCGUAAAAGCCGUGGCCAUAUCAGUGCCAUCAUCUCCAGCAGAUAAUGCAGAGGACAGGAAAAAAUUGAGUGAAAACUAUGGUUUUAGGCAAAUUGGAGAACCUCUUCCAGAUAAUGUCACUUUGAAAGAUAUAGUUGAUACGCUUCCAAGAAAGGUGUUCGAGAUAGAUGAUGUAAAAGCUUGGAAGUCUGUACUCACAUCCGUGACUUCUUAUGCAUUGGGGAUCUUCAUGAUUGCCAAAGCACCAUGGUAUCUACUUCCUCUAGCUUGGGCUUGGACAGGAACUGCAAUCACAGGGUUCUUUGUCAUAGGACAUGAUUGUGCCCACAAAUCAUUCUCGAGAAAUAAAUUGGUGGAAGACAUCGUUGGAACUCUGGCCUUCCUUCCAUUGAUAUACCCGUAUGAGCCCUGGCGCUUUAAGCAUGAUCGGCACCACGCAAAAACAAAUAUGUUGUCAGAGGAUACGGCAUGGCACCCUGUAUGGCUAGAAGAAUUUGAGUCCUCUCCAAUUUUGAGGAAGGCAAUUAUAUAUGGAUAUGGCCCAUUCCGACCAUGGAUGUCUAUAGCACACUGGUUGAUGUGGCACUUUGAUGUGAAGAAGUUCAGACCGAAUGAAGUUAACAGAGUAAAGAUAAGCUUGGCUUGUGUGUUUGCUUUCAUUUCAAUUGGAUGGCCACUGAUAAUCCUCAAGACUGGGAUCAUGGGAUGGAUCAAGUUCUGGUUGAUGCCGUGGUUAGGUUAUCAUUUUUGGAUGAGUACUUUUACAAUGGUCCAUCAUACGGCUCCUCACAUACCCUUUAAAUCUUCGGAUGAGUGGAAUGCUGCCCAGGCCCAGCUUAAUGGCACAGUUCAUUGUGAUUAUCCACAUUGGAUAGAGAUUCUUUGUCAUGACAUCAAUGUUCACAUACCCCAUCACAUUUCAUCCCGAAUACCAAGCUAUAAUUUGCGGGCAGCUCAUAAAUCUCUCCAAGGAAACUGGGGAAAGUACAUGAACGAGGCUACAUGGAACUGGCGUUUGAUGAAGACUAUAUUAACAAUUUGCCAUGUUUACGACAAGGAGCAAAAUUAUGUUGCUUUCGACGAACUAGCACCCAAAGAUUCACAGCCCAUCACAUUCCUUAAAAAAGUAAUGCCUGAUUAUGCUUGA
Molecule: messenger RNA, 1332 nt
Organism: Fraxinus pennsylvanica
Lineage: Eukaryota; Viridiplantae; Streptophyta; Magnoliopsida; Lamiales; Oleaceae
Source: the annotation of a GenBank genome assembly